Aspergillus ruber CBS 135680 is the source of this 1548-nucleotide messenger RNA. RefSeq names its product MFS general substrate transporter. NCBI's taxonomy places the organism in Eukaryota, Fungi, Ascomycota, Eurotiomycetes, Eurotiales, Aspergillaceae. Gene Ontology annotation, cellular component: membrane. Gene Ontology annotation, molecular function: transmembrane transporter activity. Bases 1 to 1548 code for a protein of 515 amino acids. The record is from RefSeq and is a predicted model, not a curated record. The transcript has 4 exons. Gene Ontology annotation, biological process: transmembrane transport.
AUGUCCGACGAUAAGUCACCGAUUCAGCCCGACAAUGGCACCCUCGAGAAGGGAGAGGCUGUCCAUGAGGACGUCGUCAAGGAUCCCGUCCAAAUGGCGGCAUUAACACCGGAGGAAUUGGUUUUGGAAAAGAAACUGGUGCGCCGGAUCGAUAUUUUGAUCAUGCCAUUGAUUAUUCUGGUAUAUCUCAUGAACUACAUCGAUCGUAACAAUUAUGCCGCCGCCAAACUCCAGGGUCUCGAACAAGACCUUCACCUGAAUGACCAGCAAUACCAGACUGGUCUUUCGAUUCUAUUCGUGGGUUACAUUCUCAUGAUGACACCAUCCAACUUGCUGCUGAAUUACGUCGGACACCCAUCGCUCUACCUUGGAUUCUUCGUUUGUGCUUGGGGUCUCGUGUCGGCUCUGACCAGCCAGGUCAAGGGCUAUGGCGGCAUCGUCGCCUGCCGUUUCAUCAUGGGUUUCGUCGAGGCUCCCUUCUUCUCCGGUGUCCUCUUCUACCUCUCCAAAUGGUAUACCAAAAAAGAACUCGGUCUCCGGAUGAGUAUCUUUUACUCCGGUUCCUUGCUGAGCGGUGCAUUUGGAAACCUGAUCGCAGCGGGUAUCCUGAAUGGUAUGGACGGCAAGCGCGGUAUUACAGCAUGGCAAUGGCUCUAUAUCAUCGAAGGCGCGAUCACCGUUGCCAUUGGCCUUGUCAUCUGCGUGGUCCUGCCCGACUUCCCCGAGAACUGGAAGAUGCUCUCUGAGGAGAUGAGAAGUGUCGCCUCCCGCCGGUUAGCAGUGGACGCGGCCGAAGUCGAUGUCGACGAAAGCGGUAGCAAGGGCCAAAUCCAGGGUCUCAAGCAAGCUAUGUGCGACAUCAAAACCUACAUCUUGGCCAUCGCCUUCCACUGCAUCGUCGGUGCAAGUGGUUUCCAGAAUUACUUCCCCAGUCUCACGGAACAACUCGGCUACGACCAGAUGAUUUCGCUCUUGCUGGUUGCGCCGCCAUACAUCUUCAUGGUCUUCUAUUCCAUGGCCCACUCCCACUUUUCCGACCGCUUCAACAACCGUUUCUGGUUCUUCGUUUAUCCCAUCCCCAUAACCGUCGUGGGCUAUGUUCUCUACAUGGAAACGGAAUCCUUCGGCUCCCGCUACGCGUCUUUCUUCCUCAUGAUCUUCGUUUUCACCCAAUUCGGAACUUUCUUCUCCUGGAUCGCUAACGCCAUCCCCCGUCCGCCUGCUAAACGUGCCGCUGCAUACGGUUUCAUCAAUGCCAUCGGUAACUCCGCCAGUAUCUGGACCCCCUACACGUACCGUCAGCAGGAUGAGCCCGAAUAUAAGCCUGCGAUGGGUAUUUGCAUCGCGCUGCAGGUUCUUGGGGGGAUUAUGGCCAUCGGCCUCGACCAGUACACGCGUCAUCAGAACAGACAACUUGCAAGAAUGGAGGAUAUGGAGGUUGAGCUGUCGGGCAGGGACCAGCGGAAGUUGGAGAAGACGGCGCAGAUGAAUAACAUUGGACUUGAGCAGGCGAGGCAGUUGCAGAGGGGGUUCAGGUUUAUGCUGUAA